AUGAGUUACAAUAAUAGCAAUAGAAAUAGUGGAGGUAGAGAUUAUCCCCCAUCGUCAUCAUCGGCGGGUGGAUAUAGCAGACCUCCUUCUUCAUAUUCUCAGCCACCUCCUCCACCUCCCUCUGGUGCUGGCGGUCGAGACUACUCGUCUGGUCCCGUAAGAGACUACUCGUACACAACCUCGUCAGCUCCAUCUUCAUCGUCGUAUCCAAGCGGCGGCGGUGGUGGCAGAGGAUCAGGUGACUCGUACGGUGGCGGACGUGACUAUAGCCGUAGCGACUCUUACCAACCUCGUGGUGGAGGUGGUGACUACCGAUCGGGUUCGUCAUCCUACCCAAGCAGAGGUGGUGAUUAUGGCAGAGGUGGUGGUGGUGACUACCGUAGCAACAGCAGCAGCGACUAUCGUAACGACUAUAGAUCACCUGCCGGCUCAUCUACCUCUGGUGGAUACCAAAAUGGAGGUGGUGGUCGCGACUACCGUAGUGGCGGCGGAUCAAACGACUAUAGAUCAUCGUCUUCAUCGUAUGGCGGUGGCUCACAACAACCAAUUCACAACAUUACCAAUGGAUCGUACACUGCUCCACCACCACCACCUUCAUCCUCCUCCACCCCAUCAUCCAACUAUGGCGGUUCAUACAGCAGCGGCUCCAACUCGUCAUCAUCAUACUAUAGCGCACCACCUCCAACCUCUUCCUCAUCGUCAGCACCAAGCUCCUCAUCUUACCAAAACGGAUACAACUCGUCGUCAUCGUCAUCGGCCUAUCCAUCUUCAUCGUCGUCAUCGUCGACUUAUCCUUCAUCGUCGUCUUCAUCAUACAACAGUGGUGCUGGCAGAGACUAUGGUAACUCGUCGUCGGGUGGCUCGUCUGGAUACACCUCUUCAUCUUAUGGUGGUGGUGGUGGCAGCUCAUCAUCUUACGGUAGCAGCAGCAACGGAAACUACUCAUCGUCGUACAGCGGCAACGGUUCGUCAUCUUCAUCAUCGUACGGAGGUGGCUCCUCUGGCGGCUACAGCUCGGGCGGUCUCGGAUCCAAGCUCAACAAGAUCGAUUACUCGACCAUCGAAUUGACCAAAUUUGAAAAGAAUUUCUACAAGGAAGAUUCUGAAGUAUCUGCCAUGUCACAAGACGAAGUCAGACAAUACAGAGAAAAGCAUGAAAUCACUGUAUUCAGUGCAAAGAAUAAUGAUAUUCCAAAUCCAAUCACCUCUUUUGGUUUUUCUCAUUUCCCAAGUUAUAUUAUGAGCGAAAUUGCAGUAUUGGGAUUCACAGCACCAACAUCUAUUCAAUGUCAGUCAUGGCCAAUCGCAUUAAAGGGACGUGAUAUGAUUGGUUUGGCUGAAACUGGUUCAGGCAAGACUCUUGCUUUCUUGUUGCCAGCCAUCGUUCAUAUCAACGCUCAACCAUACCUCGAGACUGGUGAUGGACCAAUAGUAUUGGUGUUGACACCAACUCGUGAGUUGGCAAUGCAAAUCCAAAACGAAUGUGACAAGUUUGGUAGCAGCUCCAAGAUCAAGAACUGCUGUAUCUAUGGUGGUGUACCAAAGUACCAACAAGCCCAAGCUCUUCGUUCGGGUGUCGAGAUUGUUGUUGCCACUCCAGGUCGUCUUAUCGACUUUUUGGAGCGAGGUGGAACCAAUCUUCGUCGUGUCACCUAUUUGGUGUUGGAUGAAGCCGAUCGUAUGUUGGAUAUGGGUUUCGAAGAUCAAAUUCGUAAGAUCCUCGGUCAAAUUCGUCCAGACAAGCAAACACUCAUGUUUUCUGCCACUUGGCCAAAGAGUGUCCAAUCUCUUGCCGCCGAUUUCCUCGUCGACCCAAUUCAAGUUAAAAUUGGUAGUGCCGAACUCUCUGCCAAUCAUAAAGUUACUCAACACAUUGAAAUUUGUGAAAAAAUGGAUAAACAAACAAAGUUAUUCCAAUAUUUGAAAUCAAUUGAACCAGGAGCUAAAUGUAUUAUUUUCCUCGAAACAAAGAGUGGUGUAGGAAUGUUGGCAAGAAACAUGUCAUACGCCGGUUUCAAAUGCGAAGCUAUUCAUGGAGACAAGACUCAAGGUGAAAGAGAUUUUGCGCUAUCUCAAUUCAAGGAUGGUAAAAUCCAAUGUCUCAUUGCAACUGAUGUUGCCUCUCGUGGUUUGGAUGUCAAGGAUAUAAAGUAUGUAAUCAACUAUGAUUUCCCCAACACCAUUGAAUCAUACAUUCAUCGUAUUGGUAGAACUGGUCGUGCAGGUGCCACUGGUACCGCCUAUACCUUGUUCACCUUGGACGAUAUGCGUUUGGCUUCAGAUUUGGUAACAGUCUUGGCAGAAGCCAGCCAAUAUGUCCCACCUCAAUUAGAACAAAUGGUUCCAAACAAAUUCAAGAGUAUUACUGAUUACAAGAGUCAGAAUCGUUACAAUCCAUACAGAAGAAAUAAUGGACAAUAA
Cavenderia fasciculata is the source of this 2421-nucleotide messenger RNA. RefSeq names its product putative RNA helicase (gene ddx17). The transcript has 5 exons. The record is from RefSeq and is a predicted model, not a curated record. Gene Ontology annotation, molecular function: ATP binding; RNA binding; RNA helicase activity. Gene Ontology annotation, cellular component: nucleus; ribonucleoprotein complex; cytoplasm. Lineage: Eukaryota; Evosea; Eumycetozoa; Acytosteliales; Cavenderiaceae. The coding region runs from base 1 to 2421 and encodes 806 amino acids.